UGAGGCAGUGGUGCCCCGGGGACAGAGCCGCCCUGACUCGGGCACCCCGGCCGCAGGUCCAAGGGCAGAGCGCAGGAGGCCCUCGGGUCGGAGUCGCGACCGAGCUACGGUUUCGGUGGUGUGCAACCGCUGAGAGCCUACUAAACAGCAACCUCCUGGAGCCCCAGUCUUUCUUCCUCUUCCACACUUUGCCUCAGACACACGGCAGGGGAGAGCAGCAAGGCCAAGUCUCCUUGCAAACGCCGAGGACAAGGGUCAGGAUGCGGAGCAGCGGAGAGCAGCGCGCUGCCUCUGCCCCAGACUCGGAAGCUCGCGGACACGGAGCUUCGAGCUCCGCGGGUCCUCGGGGGCCUCUCCGUGGGCUCCCCUGGGAAGCCGUUCAAAGAGAUCACAGAAACGGGCCCCGCCCCCAGGAAAAGGGCCGCAGAAAGUGAAACUCCGUGAGUCAGCGCCCCUGGCUCGCAGCCGCUGCGGCCCGCGUCCGCAUUUCCCCCGCCGGCGGCCUGGACGGCGCGAGGCAUGGCCGGCGGGGCUGCGCCGCGGGGGCCCGAGCUCCUGGCCUUCGCGCGGUUCCGGGAGGCGAGCAAGCGGCCGCUCGCCUACGGCUAUGGGCCGCGCAGCCUGCGGGAGCUGCGCCAGCGCGAAUUCGGCCGCCUGGCAGGAACUGUCUACCUUGACCAUGCAGGAGCCACGUUGUUCCCCCAGAGUCAGCUCACAAGCUUCACUAAUGAUCUCAUGGAAAAUGUUUAUGGUAAUCCUCACAGCCAGAAUAUCAGCAGCAAGCUCACCCACGAAACCGUGGAACACGUGCGCUACAGGAUUCUGGCGCACUUCCACACCUCCUCAGAGGACUACAGUGUGAUUUUCACGGCAGGGAGCACGGCUGCUCUUAAACUGGUGGCGGAGGCCUUCCCGUGGGUGUCCCCAGGCCCGGAGUGCAGCGGGAGCCGGUUCUGUUACCUCACUGACAGCCAUACCUCCGUGGUGGGCAUGAGGAAGGUCACCAUGGCCAUGAACGUCACUUCCAUCCCAGUCAGGCCAGAGGACAUGCGGUUGGCAGAGAGACGGGCCGCUGCCGCCAGUGACCCUGACUGCCAGCUUCCGCAUCUCUUCUGUUACCCCGCGCAGAGUAACUUUUCCGGGACCAGGUACCCCCUGUCCUGGAUAGGAGAGGUCAAGGCUGGGCGGAUGUGCCCUGUGAGUGUGCCUGGCAAGUGGUUCGUGCUGCUCGAUGCAGCCUCCUAUGUGAGCACCUCACCUUUGGACCUGUCGGUCCACCAGGCCGACUUUGUCCCCCUCUCCUUCUAUAAGCUCUUUGGAUUCCCCACUGGCCUGGGUGCCCUGCUGGUGAAUAAUCGUGUGGCUCCUCUGCUGAGGAAAACCUACUUUGGAGGGGGCACAGCUGCUGCGUACCUGGCAGGAGAAGACUUCUACAUCCCAAGAAGCUCCGUGGCUGAAAGGUUUGAAGAUGGCACCAUCUCCUUCCUUGACGUGAUAGCACUAAAACAUGGAUUCGAUGCCCUAGAGCGCCUCACAGGUGGAAUGGAGAAUAUAAAGCAGCACACCUUUACCUUGGCGCAGUACACCUACACUGCCCUGUCUGCUCUCCGGUACCCUGAUGGAGCCCCUGUGGUGCGGAUUUACAGUGACUCUGAAUUCAGCAGCCCGGAGGAGCAGGGUCCCAUCAUCAAUUUUAAUGUGCUCGACCACAGUGGGAACAUCAUUGGUUACUCCCAGGUGGAUAAAAUGGCCAGUCUUUACAACAUCCAUGUGCGAACUGGCUGCUUCUGUAACACUGGGGCCUGCCAGAGGCACCUGGGGAUAAGCGACGAGAUGGUCAAGAAGCAUCUUCAGGCUGGUCAUGUCUGUGGAGAUGACGUGGACCUCAUAGAUGGGCAGCCUACAGGAUCUGUGAGGAUUUCCUUUGGAUAUAUGUCUACAGUUGAGGACGCCCAGGCCUUUCUCAGGUUCAUCAUAGCAAUGCAACUGCACCAGUCUGAUGGCCAGCCUCUUCCUCAGACCAUGCCUGCAGAGGCUGGAGCCCCAUCAGAGAGCGAGGCUCAGGAUGCCAUUCCUGCCAUCAUGGAUGGAUGUGGUUCUUCACCUCAGGAAGAUGCUCCCAUAGCCUCUGGGUUUUGCAGUGAUUUGCCUAGCACUGUGGGUGCAGCGGAUUUGCACUCACCUCUGCCUAUGACCACCGGAACCCAGCACACCCCUUUAGAAAGAGCAGCUGGAGUCCUGGAUGGGGGCCUUGGGCCAUAUGUCAUCACCAACCUUUACCUCUACCCGAUUAAAUCCUGUGCUGCAUUUGAGGUAACCACGUGGCCUCUAGGGAAUCAAGGGCUGCUGUAUGACCGGAGCUGGAUGGUUGUGAACCACAACGGCGUGUGCCUCAGUCAGAAGCAGGAGCCCCGGCUCUGUCUGAUCCAGCCCUUCAUUGACCUACAGCAAAAGGUCAUGGUCCUCAAAGCCAAAGGGAUGGAGCCUAUAGAGGUGCCCUUGGAGGAAGAUGGUGAACAGGCUCAGAUUUGCCAAAGCAAGGUCUGUGCAGACAGGGUAAAUACUUAUAAUUGUGGAGAAAAAAUUUCAAGCUGGUUGUCAAGGUUUUUUGGCCGUCCAUGUCAACUGAUCAAACAAAGUUCAAAGUUUCAAAGAAGUGCAAAGAGACAGGGCAAAGAUCAGCCUGCUGGUACAACAGCCAGCCUUUCUCUGGUGAAUGAAGCACAGUACUUGCUGAUAAACAGAUCCAGUGUUUUGGAGCUUCAGCAGCAAUUAAAUGCCAGUGAUGAGAAUGGAAAGGAGGAGUUAUUCCCAAUGAAAGACCUCAUCUCACGUUUCCGUGCCAAUAUUAUUACCAAUGGAACAAGGGCUUUUGAAGAAGAGAAGUGGGAUGAGAUCUCUAUUGGUUCCUUGCAUUUCCAGGUUUCGGGGCCUUGUCACAGAUGCCAGAUGAUCUGCAUCGACCAGCAAACUGGGCAGCGAAACCAAAAUGUCUUUCAAAAGCUUUCUGAGAGGCGCGAGAGAAAGGUGAACUUUGGAGUGUACCUGAUGCAUAUGUCUUUGGAUUUAUCCUCCCCACGUUUCCUGUCUGUAGGAUCUCAGACCAUUUGGAACCUGCCUCAAACUUGCAACUGCAGCAAGAGAAGUUAAGCCCUGCAAGGCCCACUCCACUUUUAUUUAUGCAGGUGAGAAGUGGUGAGUGGCCAAGGAGAGCACAGGCUGCGAGGAUCCAAUACAUGCAGAGACCCCCACCAGAACUGAACACCAGCGGGCACUCGAAUGUUCCCAGGCAGGGCACCUGCUGGGGGCCCGGCAGUGGAUAAAACCUUCCCCAGGCAGGCAGAGCUCUGUGCACCUGACAUCUCUGAGAAUAGCCAAGGCUCCUCUCACUGCAGGGAGAGUUCAGGGCACAACUGGAAGCAGAAAGAAAGCUGGCAGACGCUUUCUAGCCAUUCUUUUUGCAAUUCACCUGUUUUGUGCUAACAGAAUUAAAUUCUAUGCAUCUCACCUUGCAAACUCCCAAAAUAAAGUCAGAACAAACCUCAUCCUUUAUGAGCAAGCUGUUGAACAGAGCUAAGCCUUCUCUGAAAAGUGAGAAAAAUCACAAAACUUCAUAAAUCUGAGAAUGAAACAUUUGUGUUUCGCAUGCCUCAAAGUAAUUACGUCGAGUAAGCCACGUCUACCACCUCGUGGCAGCUUUCAGUCACUGCAGAUUUUGUUACUUAAUGGAGGCUGAAAACUAGUUCACAUUGGAUGGGCAAAUCCCAAAGGAUGGCCAACAUUAGCCCGCUUCUCUCCGCCUGGCUUCCUUUAGUGGAAGCUCUGAGAAACUUUUCAUUAUUGACGUUGGAAUCCUUUAAAAGUUAGUUCCUGAAUUAUUUCUUGGUCAGAUUAAGUUUCAUACUGAUGUGACAUCAACCAUUCUUUUGGAGUCUCCUGUUUUCUUAGGAUCUUUUUUAAAGUACUCUGCUUUUUUUUUGUUGUUUGUUUUAAAGAUUAUUUAUUUAUUCAUUCAUGAGAGACACACAGAGAGAGGCAACAGACAUAGGCAGAGGGAGAAGCAGGCUCCCUGCGAGGAGCCUGAUGUGGGACUCCAUCCAGGACCCUGGGUCAUGACCUGAGCUGAAGGCAGACGCUUAACCACUGAGCCACCUGGGUGCUCCUUAAGUACGUUGCUUUGAAUUGGCUGUUUGGUCAAGCAGAUCUCUGUCUCUGUCUACCUGCCUCUCUCUCUCUCUCUCUCUCUCUCUCUCUCUUAUUUUAAUAUCUAGAAACUGGGCUCCAUAGCAGAUCCGGAUUUUGUGUGCGUGAAGCUUGAGCAAUGUAAAAAUCAUUCUUCAGAAAACCAUACAAAAAAAUAGGCACAAAAGGGGAUGUUACCAUGCAUGUGAAAGGAAAGGGCUUUGGAAGGCAUCUGUGCAGAUGAGAGGCUUAAGCCCUGUGACUUUUGCAAGGAAUCCACCUUUGCCUGGUUUACUUGUGGCUCUCCUUUCCCACUGCAACUGAGCACCACUCUAACUCUCAAGGGCUGCUUUGUUCCUGCUUUUUGUAGUUUACAGGAUAAACCACAUUUUAUUCACUUUCUAAAAUAAACAGCCGCGUAAGGACCUGUCCUGGUUUUUCUCUCCCACCUGUGGCUGGAAACAAAUUGUGUCAUCAUCACUCUGAGAUAUUGACUUGUCCUGGACACUAUAGGCUCUGGUUGGGACCAAGAUCCAGGAUUUCCUUCCCAGCUAGUGUCUGAUGUUGCAGGAAGUGUAUUGCUAUAGACUGAAUGCUUUUGUGCCCAUCCCCCCCUUUCAUGUGUUGAAACUUAACCCCUAAUGUCAUGGCAUUAGGAAGGGAGGCCUUUUGGAAGCAUGAGAAUAGAGCCUCGUGAAUAGGAUUGGUGCCCUUAUAAAAGAGACCUCAGAGAGCUUUCUUCCCCCAUCUGCCCUGGGAGGACACAGCGAGAAGAUGGCCAUGUAUGACCAGCAAGUAAGAUCUCACCAGAUACCAAACCUGCCAGCACCUUGAUCGUUGACUUCUAGCCUCCAAAACUAUAAGAAAUAAAUUUCUGUUGUUUAUAGGCCACCCAGUCUGUAAUAUUUUGUUAUAGCAGCCAGAAUGGACUAAGACUCAUGUGUAGUUAUCAAAAAGUGUUACUCUGUCAUCUCCUACUGAGGGACAAGGAAAUAUUACCUCACGUUUAUCCACAGUCUGGUAAAAUACAGGUUUUUGUUUGUUGUUGUUGUUUUUUUAAGGCUAACUAGGGAGCUAGUUAAAACUUUUUAAGCAGAAAAGAUGAAGUCAGCUUAUGGAGAAGGAUUGGAAAUUCGACCCUCACGACCCUUCUACC
Nyctereutes procyonoides (raccoon dog) is the source of this 5338-nucleotide messenger RNA. It is a transcript of the gene MOCOS, whose product is annotated as molybdenum cofactor sulfurase. Gene Ontology annotation, molecular function: molybdenum ion binding; pyridoxal phosphate binding; molybdenum cofactor sulfurtransferase activity. Bases 520 to 3150 code for a protein of 876 amino acids. The record is from RefSeq and is a predicted model, not a curated record. Gene Ontology annotation, biological process: Mo-molybdopterin cofactor biosynthetic process. Lineage: Eukaryota; Metazoa; Chordata; Mammalia; Carnivora; Canidae. The transcript is spliced from 17 exons.